UUGGGUUAUGUUUCACAAGAGGGUGACAAAAAUAAUUUUGGAGAAACUUCUGGCAAAGUGGAUGGAAGAGCAGGUGGGUCCUAUCUGAUUGGAAAAGAAACGAAGGAAAAGCAGGAACUUUUAAGCACACUGCGGGAAAAUGGCCUGCCGAUCCUGACGAUAAAGGUGAGGACUUUUGACCACAUGAUCGUGGAUUGCUUCAUCAAGAUGAUCAAGAAGAAGCACCAAAAGGACAUCAGCAAGGACAAGAAGGCUCUGGGUAAGCUCCGAAGGGAAUGUGAGAGAGCCAAGAGAGCUCUUAGCACCCAGCACCAAAGCCCGUUUCGAGGAGUUGAACAACGACUUGUUCAGAAGACAAUGGGAUCUGUGAAGAAGGCCAUGGAUGAUGCUGGUCUACAGAAGAACCAGAUCCAUGAGAUUGUAAUCGUCGGUGGAAGCACUAGGAUCCCAAAGGGGCAUUUUGAGAUACUAAGCUUAGGAGGAUCUUACCUGGUGAAUGAAGAAGUUUUGAAUAUGGAAGUGCAAAAGCCAAAGCAAUCAAGCAAGAAAACGGCUCAAAGGCAAAUCUGUGAAGCU
Messenger RNA from Thlaspi arvense, 576 nucleotides. The record is from the annotation of a GenBank genome assembly. Lineage: Eukaryota; Viridiplantae; Streptophyta; Magnoliopsida; Brassicales; Brassicaceae.